GUUGCCGUCUUCAUGAUAAGUGAGUUCGCCUAGCGUAGCCUGAGAACGGUCGCAGUUUGCUGUUGUAUGAUUCCAGGGCAGAGUACUUACAAAAAUAGCUCAGUCUCUAAAGCUUUUUCGCAAAGGAAAGAUGGCGAGUGACGCCGACAUGAACGAGAUGCAGCCGAGAUCAUCUUCCCCUGACAGAGAUAAAAGGAGACCGAGUGUUGAGACUCUCAGAUCACCUAGAAACUCAAAACACCACAACUCAAGAUCCAGGUCACGUUCAAGGGAACGGAAACACAAGUCGAGUGAUAAAAAGCACAGAAGAAGCCGGAGUAGGAGCAAAGAGGCUCGAAGGAGGGACUUGGCGAAGGCGUCCAAGUUGCAGAGCCGACUGGAGGAGGCCCAGCAGGAUGAGCGGGGCCGAGAGAGGCUGUCGGAGGAGAAUGGCGAAGAACGCCACCGCCGCAAAGACAGGAAGGCAUCCAGAGGCAGAAGCUACUCCAGGUCAAGAUCACGGGAGAGGCGUCACCGCAGCAGAAGUCGAGACAAAAAGCGCUCUCGCAGUCGGGACCGCAGGUCAAAGAGCCGGGAGAAGAAGAGUUCCAGGUCCAAACAUAGACACCGCAGCAGGAGUCGCAGCAAGAGCAGGGAAAAGAAAAAACGGACUGAGAAGAAUCGGCGGAAGAGCCGGAGCCGCACUGCGAGUCCCCCUGCCUUCCGUGGCCGAAAUACAGCGAUGGACGCUCAGGAGGCAUUGGCCAGAAGGUCCGGAUCACUGCUGAGGUUAGAAAGGGCAAAGAAGCUUCAAGAGCAGAAAGAGAAAGAGUUGCUGGAGAAACAGCAGAAUCAGCAGCAGGAGGAGACUGUUGCUGGUAAGGAACAGACACCAGUGGAAGCUGCCGCAGCCUCUGCUCCCCUCCUGAGUGAUGCUGUGGCUGCAGCAGCAUCAGCGGCUGCCGUGGCCGCUGCUUCCAACCCCGUGCUGAACGUGGCCGCAUUACUGGCCUCAGGCACACAGGUCACGCCACAGUUUGCCAUGGCGGCACAGAUGGCGGCCUUGCAAGCUAGGACGUUAGCAGAGACUGGCAUCGCUGUGCCCAGCUACUACAACCCCUCGGCAGUCAACCCCAUGAAGUUUGCUGAGCAGGAGAAGAAGAGGAAGUUGCUCUGGACGGGCAAGAAAGAAGGGCACUCAAAAAAUAUGACAGCUGAGCUCUGGGAGAAGCUGAAUUUUGGCAACAAUGACCAGAAUGCCAAAUUCCGCAAACUCAUGGGUAUCAAAGAUGAAGAGGAGGCUGGAGCAUCUCGGUCAUUGAACGACGAUGGCCUAAAGACUCUACAGCAUCAGGAAGAGAUGUUCCGUAACCUGGACGUUCAGUACGAAAUGGCCCGCUCACAGACGCACACCCAGAGAGGCAUGGGACUGGGCUUCGGUUCCGCGUUCUCAUCUCGGGGGAUGGAUGCCCUCUGACCUCCUUGAUCUUGUGACUUCCACAGCUUGUUGCUCUCCCUUCUGUUUACCAGCUUUGUCACUGAUCGAUUUGGUGUCUGUUCAUUUGAAGCUGGAAGCAUGGAUGUUAACUUGCAUGGAUGUUGGUUGCGUCGGAUCUAAUUUAUGUAGGAAGAAUCCCAUAUCGUGGAACAUUCACAUGUAAAUACAACUUUGGGGGCUAUGUCUUGAUUGAUCUCCAGAAUUAUGCAGUGGUGCAAUAUAAGCUUUGGGAGGUAUUUAGGCAUCUGUUAGACAAUGUGACGGCUUGAUAACUGAUUUUGUAUUCCGCUUGUAUAUAUUUCAGAUGGUUUGAAGGAAAGGAACAUCGAAGUAGAUACCGAGAGGCAUUCUGUUGUUUGCAUUCAGUGACUAUUCAGAUACUACAUAUAUCAUGGGAGCAAAUGUUUCCCCUGAUGAUAAUAGUUAUUGCUCAAUUAAGAGUUCAACACACAUGUCCUAAAAAUAAAAGGUAUUGUAUUAA
Messenger RNA from Clupea harengus (Atlantic herring), 1958 nucleotides. RefSeq names its product arginine/serine-rich coiled-coil 2 (gene rsrc2). Lineage: Eukaryota; Metazoa; Chordata; Actinopteri; Clupeiformes; Clupeidae. The record is from RefSeq and is a predicted model, not a curated record.